Messenger RNA from Trichechus manatus latirostris (Florida manatee), 3815 nucleotides. It is a transcript of the gene ADAM8, whose product is annotated as ADAM metallopeptidase domain 8. The record is from RefSeq and is a predicted model, not a curated record. The transcript has 24 exons. Gene Ontology annotation, biological process: proteolysis; inflammatory response; regulation of cell-cell adhesion. Gene Ontology annotation, molecular function: cell adhesion molecule binding; metalloendopeptidase activity. Bases 79 to 2652 code for a protein of 857 amino acids. Lineage: Eukaryota; Metazoa; Chordata; Mammalia; Sirenia; Trichechidae.
UGUCCCGCGGAGAGCCGCUUACCCGUUCGCCCCGCGGAACAUUCCAGGCACCCCGCUUCCGGCUCCCCGUCCCGGACGAUGCGCGGCCCCGGCCUCGGCCUCGGGCUCUGGCUGCCCGGCGCGCUCUGGCUGCAGGUGAUAACUUCCGGCCCCUCCUUGCCCCACGUGGAUCGGUUUCAGGUGGUAUGGCCCUGGCGCCUGCCAACACCCCGUGCCCGCCGGGCCCUGUCCUCCCGCUGGAGCCUGUACCCGGAGAGCGUGAGCUACGUCCUCGGGGCCGGAGGGCACAACUUCACUCUGCACCUACGGAAGAACAGAAAUCUGCUGGGCUCGGGCUACACAGAGACCUACACAGCCGCCAAUGGCUCCGAGGUGGUGGAGCAGCCACGAGGGCAGGAUCACUGCCUCUACCAGGGACACGUGGAGGGGCACCAGGGCUCAGCCGCCAGCAUCAGCACCUGUGAGGGCCUCAGGGGCUUUUUCCGAGCAGGCUCGGCCGUCCACCUGAUCGAGCCCCUGGACAGUGCUGAGGAGGGCCGGCACGCCCUAUACCAGGCACAGCACCUGCAGCAGAAACGCGGCACCUGUGGAGUGAGCAAUGCAAGCCUGGAGCACAUCCUGGGGCCCCGGAUCGCAGCAGCCUUCCGGCCCCGGGAUCGGCCUCUGUCCCAAGAACCCCGGCACGUGGAGCUGUACGUGGUCACAGACAGCACUGAGUUCCAGCAGUUCGGGAGCCAAGAGGCUCUGCGCAGGCGGGUGCUGGAGGUGGUGAACCACGUGGACAAGCUGUACCAGGAACUCGGCCUCCGAGUGGCCCUAGUGGGCCUGGAGAUGUGGAGCAGAGAUAAGAUCAGCGUCAGCCCCCAGGCUGAUCACACGCUGGAGAACUUCCUGGCCUGGCGGAAGAAGGAUCUGGUGGGGCGGCACGCCCACGACAAUGCGCAGCUCAUCACGGGGGUCGACUUCUCUGGCACCACCGUGGGCCUGGCCAAGGUGGCCUCCAUGUGCUCCCAGGCCUCAGCAGCCGUGAACCAGGACCACAGCCAGAACCCUGUUGGCGUGGCAUCCACCAUGGCCCACGAGAUGGGCCACAACCUGGGCAUGGACCAUGACGAGAACGUCCACGGGUGCUACUGCCCAGUGCCCCGGGACAGCGGUGGCUGCGUGAUGGCGGCCAGCAUCGGCCUCAAGUUCCCCAGAAUGUUCAGUCAGUGCAGCCGUGCAGACCUGGAGACGUUCGUGGAAAAUCCCCAGACAGACUGCCUGCUGGGCACGCUGGACCCCCACCGGCUGGUCAGCGACCCGGUGUGCGGUAACAAGUUCCUGGAGCGCGGGGAGCAGUGUGACUGCGGCUCAGUCCAGGAGUGCCAGGACCCCUGCUGCAAUGCCUCCUCCUGCCGGCUGACCGAGGGGGCUGCGUGUGCUCAGGGUGCCUGCUGUCACAAGUGCCAGGUGAAGCCGGCUGGAGAGUUGUGCCGUGCCCCCAAGGAUGUGUGUGACCUUGGGGAGUACUGUGAUGGCCGGCAGCCCGAGUGCCCAGAGGACGUCUUCCAGGAGAACGGCACGCCCUGCCUGGGGGGCUACUGCCACAAUGGGGUCUGUCCCACACUGAACCAGCGCUGCAGUGACCUGUGGGGGCCAGGUAUGCGGGCUGCUACAGAGACCUGCUUCUCCUACAGUCUCUCGCGGGGCUGCCAGGGCCUGCACCUCAGCCAGGUUGACCCGUGUGGCAUCCUGUAUUGCCAAGGGGCACAGAAGCCCCUGCAGCGGAGCUACUGUACCAUCACCCUCUCCUUUGGCCACUGCCAGGCACUCGUCACGGAGGACGGUGGUGCCUACGAGACUGUGCCAGUGGGCACCAGGUGUGGUGAGGGCAAGGUUUGCUGGGAAGGACGCUGCCAGGGUCUCCACGUUUACAGAUAUGAAAACUGCUCCGCCAAGUGCAACGGCCAUGGGGUGUGCAACCACAAGAGCAAAUGCCACUGCCACCCAGGCUGGGCCCCACCAGACUGCGCCAAGCCCGUGUCUGACGUGCAUACAGCAUCUGGGAACCUGCCCAUGGGAGUCCUGGUGAGUGUGGUGCUGCUGGUGGUCGUGUUGCUCCUUGUGGUAGGUGUCAUCUUCUACCGCAAGGCCUGGGGCCACGGUCGCAAGAGGAACACAGCCCCCAAGACCUCCACGGGGCUCACGAACCCCAUGUUCCACGAGAAGGGCAGCACUGCUGCCCUAGGAAGGAGCAGUGCUGCGGCCCCCACUGCCGGCCCCCCCGAGGCAGUCUCGAGCACCCACUCCCACCAGCCCCCUAGACCCCUGGUGUCCACGGAGACCCCGAAGUGGCCACGUCCUGUUCCCCCCGCCGCCAUGUCCAGGCCCCGCUUCCCGGUUCCGGUGUACACACAACAGGCGCCGGAGCAGCAGCUCAGGCCUUCCCCACCCAACAAGCCCCUCCCGGAGCUGAAGCCCAAGCAGGUCAUCAGGCCAACUGCUGCACCCCCAAAGCCACCUGCCAAGCCCAGUGCUGAAGGGUCCACUCCCUUCCAGGCCAUGAAGCCAACCGCUGCACCCCCAGCACCAUCCACCAAGCUCAAGCCUGCUCUGACUCAGGGGGUUGGUGCAAAGGUUGCCCUGAAGCCCCCCGUCCAGAGGAGGUGACGGGUCCAGGAGUUCGUGAAGCACUGUGGCGUGUAUCUGUGAACCUGUCUGGAAGUUGCCUGUUGUUCAUGUUGAAAAACUGUGAGCCUUGUCACCAGCACGCCCCUGGCGCACGCCCCUGCGUGGGUUGGCAGCUCCCAGCAAGCUCGGACUCCACAGCCAGGGCCCAGGUGUGUGCCCACCUUAGAGGGCUGUGGUUUCUUUUGAGAGCCACACUGCCCAUGGCCAAGGCUGCUCUCCUCACCCCAGAGACACUGCAGUGGCUGUGGUCACCACCAAGAGGCUCUCAGCUCAGGAUUUGGUGGCUGGGCCUUGGGCGGCUGGUUCCUGACCUCAGAACACCUUCACCUAAGAGGCCAGACAGCCCCUCAUGGCCAGUCCCUCCUCACCAGUGCCGGCCACAUUCAGCCCAGUGUGUCUGAGGUUGCCAGGUGGGGAUGAGCAUCAUCUGUUGUUUGGGACGUGUGUUUGUGUCCAGACAGCCUUCCUCGGAGGCACAGAACACAUCCUUCCUCCAGCCCUCGCCACACCUGCUCUCAGGUCUUCGAACACUUUCUACUUCCAGGCAGAAGGGCCGACCCCUGGCAUGUGUUUACAUUGUACAUCAUCAGAAAAGGGCCCCUGGCUAGACCGCACCCCACCCGCCCCCUGCCCCAAGGUGGGACAGCACUGAGGGUUUUUGCUUUUUAAGAGGUUGUCCAUGAGCACUGUAUCUACACCCUGAGCCUGCUUUCCCAUGAGAUUUAAGAAGGAAAAGCUCCAGUGUUUGUUUUCUAUUUUUUGGCUUAGGAGUCACCACCUUUAUCUAAAGGGCCAAGCUGGGGAGGCAACUGCCUUGUCUGGUUCUCUUCAAACCUGAGGUGCACGUUCAGCAGCGCUGAGGCUUUUUAUACUUUAAUAAUGAAAAAGCUGUAUUUAUGAUUAAAUUAUUGACCAAAUUUUAAUGUCUAGAGAUUUUUAUUAGAUCAGUGGGGAAGGGUACAUAUUACACAAUGGGGAAUUCAAUUAUUUUUAUACUAUUUAAGGGUUUAAUGCUUGCUGAAAUAAAAUGUAUACUGUAACUAUAUAAUGUCAAACUAUCUUUUUGCUCCUUUCUCCACCUUAAUUAAACAACCCCAGUUCAGAUGGACGGGAGGGCUAGUAAGACUCAAAGAACUGGCACC